This is a messenger RNA of Anguilla anguilla (European eel), 1010 nucleotides long. It is a transcript of the gene snrpb, whose product is annotated as small nuclear ribonucleoprotein polypeptides B and B1. Gene Ontology annotation, molecular function: RNA binding. The record is from RefSeq and is a predicted model, not a curated record. Gene Ontology annotation, biological process: mRNA splicing, via spliceosome. Lineage: Eukaryota; Metazoa; Chordata; Actinopteri; Anguilliformes; Anguillidae. The transcript has 7 exons. Gene Ontology annotation, cellular component: U4/U6 x U5 tri-snRNP complex; U5 snRNP; U1 snRNP. Bases 147 to 863 code for a protein of 238 amino acids.
GGGACUAGUGGCGUUGCACAUUGCACUUCCGAUUAAUCUCCGUAAAAGACGGUCCUAGUGGAGUUGCAUCUUGGAGCUCCGCGGAUCAAUUUUUUGACUUUGCUUGGCGCGAUCCGAUUGGAAUCGGAGCCAUCCAAACUGCAAUCAUGACGGUGGGUAAAAGCAGCAAGAUGCUGCAGCACAUCGACUACAGGAUGCGCUGUAUCCUGCAGGAUGGCCGCAUCUUCAUCGGAACGUUCAAGGCCUUCGACAAGCACAUGAACCUCAUCCUGUGUGACUGCGACGAGUUCAGGAAGAUCAAGCCCAAGAACUCCAAACAGCCUGAACGCGAGGAGAAGCGGGUGCUGGGGCUGGUGCUCCUCAGGGGGGAGAACCUGGUUUCCAUGACAGUGGAGGGACCCCCACCCAAAGAUACUGGCAUUGCCCGUGUGCCCCUGGCUGGUGUGGCAGGAGGACCAGGUGUCGGGCGGGCAGCUGGCCGGGGGGUCCCUGCCGGGGCCCCGAUGCCCCAGGCCCCAGCCGGACUGGCCGGGCCUGUCCGCGGAGUGGGAGGCCCAUCCCAGCAGGUGAUGACCCCACAAGGAAGGGGAACAGUAGCGGCUGCUGCAGCAGGUGCUAGCAUCGCCGGCGCUCCCACGCAGUACCCCCCAGGAAGAGGGGGACCCCCUCCCCCGAUGGGUCGCGGAGCACCUCCUCCAGGCAUGAUGGGCCCCCCUCCAGGCAUGCGCCCUCCCAUGGGCCCCCCGAUGGGAAUGCCUCCUGGCCGCGGAGCCCCAAUGGGCAUGCCCCCUCCAGGGAUGAGGCCCCCUCCCCCUGGAAUGAGAGGGCCCCCUCCCCCAGGGAUGCGCCCUCCCAGACCGUAGGCCUCCCGUCUGGAUCGAAGCUUGACGUCAUGAACCUUCUGCCCCUCAGGGGCAAUUCUCAGUUCAAGUUGUUGUAUAGAUUAAUUUUUUGUACGUUUUGUUUUCCUUUUUUAAUAAAUGAUUUGUCUCUGACAGUUUAUUUUAAAA